Messenger RNA from Malassezia sympodialis ATCC 42132, 2910 nucleotides. RefSeq lists its product as uncharacterized. Gene Ontology annotation, molecular function: GTPase activity; ribosome binding; GTP binding. The transcript is spliced from 2 exons. NCBI's taxonomy places the organism in Eukaryota, Fungi, Basidiomycota, Malasseziomycetes, Malasseziales, Malasseziaceae. Gene Ontology annotation, biological process: cytosolic ribosome assembly. Bases 1 to 2910 code for a protein of 969 amino acids. Gene Ontology annotation, cellular component: ribonucleoprotein complex; cytosol. The record is from RefSeq and is a predicted model, not a curated record.
AUGCCGCCGCGCCAGGCGUUUGCGUCGCAGAACCUGCGGUGCUGCACGCUCAUCGGGCAUGUAGAUCAUGGCAAGUCGUCGUAUGCCGACUCUCUGCUUGCUGCGAACGGGAUCAUCUCGUCGCGCGCGGCCGGCCAGAUCCGGUACCUCGACAGCCGCGAAGACGAGCAGGAGCGGGGCAUCACCAUGGAAGCCAGCGCUGUCUCGCUCACAUUCAAGCUGCGCCAGCGGCAGGAGGACGGGAGUGUAGGCCAGAUCGAGGACUAUACGCUCAAUCUCAUUGAUACACCCGGCCACGUCGAUUUUUCGUCCGAGGUGUCGACGGCGGCGCGCCUGUGUGAUGGCGCGCUGGUCAUUGUCGAUGUCGUCGAGGGCGUGUGCACGCAGACGGUCUCGGUACUUCGCCAGGCGUGGCUUGAUGGGCUGCGCACCGUGCUCGUGGUGAACAAGAUGGACCGCCUGAUCACCGAGCUGAAGCUCACGCCCACCGAGGCGCACCACCGCGUGCUGCAGCUGGUCGAGCAGGUCAAUGCGGUCAUCGGUGGCUUUUACGCUGCAGAGCGCAUGGAGCAGGACCAGCGCGGACAGGACGCGCCGGAAGACGACGAGCUGUACUUUGAUCCGCCGCGCGGCAACGUGAUUUUUGCGAGCGCCAUCGACCAGUGGGCCUUCCGACUGGAGCGCUUCUCGACCAUGUACGCCCAAAAGCUUGGGAUCAGUGAGAGCCACAUCCGCGGCUUCCUGUGGGGGCACUACUACCUCGAUCCCAAGACCAAACGCGUGCUCACCAAGAAGCAGCACGACAAGGACAAGCGCAACCUGAAACCCAUGUUUGUGCAGUUUGUCCUCGACAAUAUCUGGAGCGUGUACCAGCACACGGUCAUCGAGCGGAAUCAGGAGCGGAUCGACAAGAUCAUCGCGACGCUCGGCCUCUCGAUCCACGCACGCGACCUGCGGUCGAAGGAGCCCGCGACGCUCAUGCAGGCGAUCCUGAGCCAGUGGCUCCCGCUCUCCGCGUGCACGUUUGCCGCGGUCGUGCGGUGCCUCCCGGCGCCGAGUGAAGCGCAGCGCGAGCGUGUGCCGCGCAUGAUCCGCCCGGAUCUCAGCUUCUUUGCGUCGCAGGACGAACUGGCCCCGACCAACGACCUGGAGCGCGACCUGUUCGAGUCGCGCUCCGGCCCGGACGCAUACACGGUCGCCUAUGUGAGCAAGAUGUUUGCGGUGCGCCACGAGGACAUGCCUGAGAACAAGCGUGUGCAGCUCACGGCGGAGCAGAUGCGCGAGCGCGGUCGGCUCCGGCGCGAGGCGAUGGCGUCGACGGGUGCCGAGGCUGCGCCGACCACGGACGAGGCACCUGCUCCGCCUGCUGACGAUGCGGACGAGCCGUGUGAGGUCCUGCUUGGCUUUGCGCGCCUAUACAGUGGCCAGCUGCGCGUGGGCGAUACGCUGUACGCCCUACUGCCCAAGUACGACCCGUCCCUCGGUCUCCACGAUGCGGCCAACGCGCCGUUCGUACGCGAGGUGCGCAUGACGCAUCUGUACAUGAUGAUGGGCCGCGACCUGCUGGCAGUGCAGCGGGUGCCGGCCGGCAAUGUGUUCGCGGUGCGAGGUCUCGACGGAGCUGUCCUGCGCAACGGUACCCUGCUACGAGCCCCCGGUGGGGAUGCACCGACACUCACGGUGAACUUGGCCGGCGUGCGCAACACGACCGCGCCCAUGGUGCGUGUCGCGCUGGAGCCGCGCCAUGCCGCGGAUAUGCCGCGCCUGGCUGAGGGUCUCCAGCUGCUGAACCAGGCCGAUCCGUGCGUCCAAGUUGUGGUGCAGGACAAUGGCGAGCACUGCCUCGUGGCGGCGGGUGAGCUGCACCUCGAGCGGUGCCUGCGGGACUUGCGCGAGCGCUUCGCGCGGUGUGACAUCCAGGUGUCGCCUCCCCUCGUUCCGUUCCGCGAGACAUGCGUCAAGGCCGCCGAUAUGGCGCCGCCCAAGACGAGCGGUGCGCCGCGCGGUACGGUGCACGGAACAGCGCUGCAGGGCGCCGUGCACUUUACGCUGCGCGUCGUGCCCCUGCCCCAGCGCGCCACUGACUUCCUCGUGGUGAAUGGCCCGACGAUCCGCCGCCUGCAGCGCCGGGGGCGCCGCGACGACGACGACGACGACGACGUGGAGCCCGUGCAACCGCAGGACCAUGACGACGAGGAGGUCCGUCGCGUGCCUGCGAGCCAGUUCCACGAUGCGUGGCGGAGCGUGCUGCAGCAGGCGGGGGGCGAGUGGCCCGGCCUGGCGGACGCCGUGUGUGCGUGGGGCCCGAAGCACGUGGGUCCGAACGUGCUGCUGGACCCUGCGCAGGUGCUGCGACGCGUGCGAGCGCCGGACGCGGACGCCGGCAGCGAGGCGCGCGGCGAACGGGAGCUGAGCGAUGCGAUCGAGGCGGGCUUCCAGCUCGCGAUGGGCGCUGGCCCGCUGUGUGCGGAGCCAGUGCAGGGCCUGGCUGUGUGUGUCGAGGACGUGCACGUCGACGAGGCGCGGCUGGGCGAUGCGCGCACGAAGCUAUCGCAGCUUGCGUCGACGCUGAUCUCGAGCGUGCGCGAGGCGUGUCGACAGGGCCUGCUGGACUGGUCGCCCCGCCUGAUGCUCGCCAUGUACGCAUGUGAUAUCCAGACGCCACAAAUGUGGAAGCGCACAUCUGGCGCGGCCAGUGCGCAGCUGACCAUGGCCGGGUUCCGCCUGUACGACCAGGAUCCGUUCUGGGUGCCCCGCACCGACGAGGAGCUGGAGGAUCUUGGCGAAAAGGGCGACCGCGACAACACGGCCAAGCGCUACAUGAACCUCGUGCGCAAACGCAAGGGCUUGCGCACCGAUCAGCGCCUGGUGGUGUCCGCUGAGAAGCAGCGCACGCUCAAGUCGACAUAG